Molecule: messenger RNA, 981 nt
Organism: Echinostoma caproni
Lineage: Eukaryota; Metazoa; Platyhelminthes; Trematoda; Plagiorchiida; Echinostomatidae
Source: the annotation of a GenBank genome assembly
CUGGCACAAACUUCAAACACAGUUGAAACAAAACAAGCCAUUCAGACUUUGGUCGCCUUGGUCGGACGUCUAGUGGUUUGCGGUGCGGUCGAAUUGCGUCCGAAACCUGGCGCAGGAGAGCAGAUUCACGUCAUGCCUGGUUUCCGUGUCCCAAUGCCGAAGACCGGAGCAAACAAGAGUGUUCGCAACAUACACGCGUUUGAUGUAUUGCAGUCGAUUUUUCUGUCUGCAUGUUCAUCUGAACUUGCCCUUAUUGUGCUGGAUACUAUUCGCGGGAUUUACCUACAAGAUUUGUCUAACUAUUUUAUCCUGGAACAACAAAACACGUUGGUUGCUUUUGCAAAGAAAAUUUUCCACAAGCCAGUCGAUGUUCAGGAUGCGUUUUUCAAUUUGCUGGAAGUGUUGGUCAACAAGCUUCAUUACGUCCCAAUGAAAGAAAUCAGCAGCAUCGUGGUGUUGCUAAAAACUUGUCACCUUACGCCAUGUGUUGCCGUCGCUUUGCGGCAUCUCAUUCGACUGGUUCGCGAGCAUCGAACAUUCAAAGAAGUGUUCCACGACGUGGGUUUGCUCGAACUAGGUGUGGAGCUGUUGCAUCGCUUUGCCGACAAUUUGGACGAAGCAGAAAACAUAGAACGGACAAAACAAGAGGGCCGUUCAUCAUCUGGUCUCCCCCAACCUACCCAUCCGAUCGCGUCCGAGGUCGGUCAACUAAUUUUGGACUUUCUGCGAUAUAGUGUCACCGGCAGCGUGGCCAAUGCGGAUUUAUGCGUACGCCUUGGGGCAGCCGAGUGCCUAAUCAAUCGUAUCCUGUCCAUGCGCACCGCAGUCACCAUUCGAAGCGAAUUGCGACGAAGUGCGUUACUCAUUCUGGAGGAGUUAAUCCUUACCAAUGGUGGCGAAGAUCUUAUGCCCGCGUUGCUGAGCAAAAUGCACACGACCAGUGUAGCAUUAAAAGUCGAGAACACUGUCACCAGUCGUUAG